AUGGAGGGAGUCGAUCUUACCAAGGCGAUGCUCAACAAAGGCAAACAAAUGGCGAACGUCGCAGCAACAGCUGCCAAUGGCAAUGGAGGCAAGAAACGAAGAAAGGGAACCGACUUGAAACCUAUUCUGACCAACGAAGGAACUCCUGCAGAAUCCACCGGCGCCGCCCCUUCCAAACCCUCGGCGUCGCGUUCCUCCUCAUCGUCGGGCGAAGAGCUGGAAGCCACCGCGGAGGAAGAGGAUUCCGAAGAUUAUUGCAAGGGCGGGUACCAUCCGGUCGCGGUCGGGGAAACAUACAACAACGAUCGCUAUGUGAUCGUGCGCAAGCUGGGAUGGGGUCACUUCUCGACGGUCUGGUUAUCACGGGAUACGAAGACGGGUAAACACGUCGCGCUGAAGGUUGUUCGAUCCGCCGCCCACUACACCGAGACUGCGAUCGACGAAAUCAAACUGCUCAGCAAGAUCGUCCAAGCGAAGCCCUCGCACCCGGGUCGGAAGCACGUCGUCAGCCUGUUGGAUUCCUUCGAGCACAAGGGUCCCAAUGGUGUCCAUGUGUGUAUGGUGUUCGAGGUCCUAGGCGAGAAUCUGCUGGGUCUCAUCAAGCGAUGGAAUCACCGCGGGAUUCCCAUGCCGCUGGUGAAGCAAAUCACAAAGCAAGUAUUGCUGGGACUGGAUUAUCUUCACCGAGAGUGUGGCAUCAUUCACACGGACCUGAAGCCGGAGAACGUGCUGAUCGAGAUCGGAGACGUGGAGCAGAUCGUCAAGGCGCACGUGCAGGAGGAAGCCAAGAAAGAAGCCAAAGAGGAUAACAGAAAUGGGAGGAGACGCAGGCGAACCCUAAUUACGGGCAGUCAGCCGCUCCCCAGUCCGCUUAACACCAGCUUUAGCAGCUUUGACUUCAAACACAGUUCUUCCAACUCACACAGCAGUCUCAAUCAGAUGGUCAACGAAUCUUCAGCGACCACCGCAGAAGCCCCCUCCAUGAAAGAUAUGCUCGGAGUGAAGGAUGAAGAUGAGAAGCAAAACCAGCGGGAGAAGACAGCUGAUCUUCUGGAACGCGAGGUGUCCGGUAUUUCUCUUGAUAAGCCCCCUACAAGGUCACUAGAAGAAGAGAUCGAUGCCAACAUUAUAUCCGUCAAAAUCGCCGACCUGGGCAAUGCGUGCUGGGUGGGCCACCACUUCACAAAUGACAUCCAGACUCGUCAAUACCGCUCCCCAGAAGUCAUUCUGGGUUCAAAGUGGGGAGCCAGUACUGACGUCUGGAGUAUGGCUUGCAUGGUGUUCGAACUCAUCACAGGCGACUAUCUCUUCGACCCCCAAUCAGGCACCAAGUACGGCAAAGACGACGACCACAUCGCGCAGAUCAUUGAAUUGCUCGGUCCGUUCCCCAAAAACAUCUGCAUGAACGGUAAAUGGUCCAACGAGAUCUUCAACCGCAAGGGCGAGCUACGCAAUAUCCACCGCCUCCGUCACUGGGCGCUCCCCGACGUCCUGCGAGAAAAAUACCACUAUUCAAUGGAAGAGGCGAUGAAGAUCAGCGAGCUUCUCCUCCCAAUGCUCGACCUUUCGCCCGAAAAGCGAGCCAAUGCAGGUGGCAUGGCCUCUCACGAGUGGGUGAAGGGGACGCCCGGUAUGGACGGCAUUGAUCUUGGGAUUGAACCCGGGACUCGGGGUGAAGGAAUCGAAGGCUGGGCCGUUGAGGUGAAGAAGCGAUGA
Penicillium olsonii is the source of this 1716-nucleotide messenger RNA. The record is from the annotation of a GenBank genome assembly. Lineage: Eukaryota; Fungi; Ascomycota; Eurotiomycetes; Eurotiales; Aspergillaceae.